Molecule: messenger RNA, 504 nt
Organism: Entrophospora sp. SA101
Lineage: Eukaryota; Fungi; Glomeromycota; Glomeromycetes; Entrophosporales; Entrophosporaceae
Source: the annotation of a GenBank genome assembly
AUGAGAAACAUUGAACCAGAAAGCUAUCCAAUCGCAGAACGAGGCUAUCCAAUUGCUGAAAGUGAACCAGAAAGCUAUCCAAUUGCAGGACGAGGCUAUCCAAUUGCUGAAAGUGAACCAGAAAGCUAUCCAAUUGCUGAACGAGGCUAUCCAAUUGCUGAAAGUGAACCAGAAAGCUAUCCAAUUGCAGAAAGAGCAGUAGGUGAUAAACUCUCUGCCACUUUUUCAGUACUCCAGGGUACAGUUGAAUUCCUUCAAGAAACCGCUUCUACCAUCACAGUUUCUGGACAAUUCACCGCAGGCAUCAGUGAUACUGUUACUGAUAAUUAUAGUGUGAAGUUGGCUGGCGUUGCAAAAACCUUCACUGAAUUAGGUAUAGUGAACAAACCACCUGGUACUGACCCUUUUAAAUACAGUACUAUUGGAGUCCUUAGUUUAAUAAAAGGUAAACCUGUUACGGUUUCUUACAAGGGUAAUCCUCUCGAUAGUGCAGUUAUUGGAUAA